Messenger RNA from Schizophyllum commune H4-8, 568 nucleotides. RefSeq lists its product as uncharacterized. Bases 38 to 505 code for a protein of 155 amino acids. Lineage: Eukaryota; Fungi; Basidiomycota; Agaricomycetes; Agaricales; Schizophyllaceae. Gene Ontology annotation, cellular component: mitochondrial large ribosomal subunit; ribosome. The transcript is spliced from 2 exons. Gene Ontology annotation, biological process: translation. The record is from RefSeq and is a predicted model, not a curated record. Gene Ontology annotation, molecular function: structural constituent of ribosome; RNA binding.
GUCCUCUCCUGCAGGUCGAUUGCUACGGUUUCCGGCGAUGGCGGCACUCCUCCAAGCGGCUCGCGCGGCGCCCCGGACGUCGUCCGCCGCCCUCGACCUCAUACGCGCCCAGCCAAACCAGUACAUCAUCGCGACACUCGGCGGCAGGAAGCACAUUCUCGCCCCGCGCGACCUCCUCACCAUUCCGCGCAUGCCCGACGUCAAGGUUGGCGACGUCGUCCUGCUCGAUCACAUCCACGAGCUCGGCUCGCGCGACUUCACCAUCCGCGGCAAGCCGACCAUCCCGACCACGAAGGUCCAGGUCCAGGCGACCGUCGUCGAGCACACGAAGGGCAAGAUGGAGAGCAUCUUCAAGAAGAAGCGGAGAAAGGGCUACCGCAAGACGAUCACGCACAAGCAGCCGUAUACGCGCUUGCGCAUCGGCGACAUCGAGAUCCCGUCCCCCUUUGCGUCCACCGGCUCACAGGUUGCUGCAUCUGCAACAUCAGCCAGCGCAGCACCAUGACACUCCUUCUGUAUGCCCUUGGUCGUAUAUCAUCCUCUAAUAUAGGUCCUCACAUCUCCUGCU